CGCGCCUUACGGUGGCAUCAGUGUGUUUUGAAGACUGUCAGAAGCCGCUUCAGCCGGUUAAUCAGUUACGAAAGAUAUAAACAAAAGUAACUAACGUUACACGAAGUGUACUCAAACGCGACCAAAAGCCAAUAGCCGUUUUAGUUGAAUUGCUGUCGGUGCGAUUGUGCGUGUGUGUGUGCAUAAUAAACAAGGAUACUAAGGAAAAGUGCAUUGAAGAGUGCUGAAAUAGUACAAAAUAGUGACGAUAAACUGAAAACAGUGUGCAAAUAAAUAAAUCUAAAAGUACAAAAAUUGAAAUACAUAAUUAAGCAACUCAUAAGAACAGUGCCCAAAAUGUUAGCCAAAAAGACAUUUAUGCAUGCGAAACUAAAAAAUCGCGCCAUCUGCUGGAAUUACCUGUUCGCGCUUUGUAUUUGCCUGCUUGGUCACAGCUGCAAUGCCGGCACAGAGAAUCUCACCAAUUUUCCUUAUACGCAGCAAGGACUAGCAGCAGCAUUAUCAGCCGUAUCUUCGAGUAAAUCACCAGCAGCAGCAACAUCAUCAUCCUUAUCAUCAACUUCUGGCGCGUCCGCAAACACAGCAAAUGCCGGCACUCGCACCGUUCUACGCAUCUACGAUGAGUGCAGUCACUCGGUUGGCGGUUUUGUGCCAUGCCUGAAAAAGAAGGCGAUCUCCUUUAUCGAUCGUAUAUCGCAUAUUGACGCGAUCACCGUAGCGGAUGGCAUUAAAUUGGUGCGUCUGCCGAAUAGUGCUGUAGCCGCAGCCCCGCUGCCACUCCAACCGCUCUAUAGUGAGAACGAGUUGGAACCGUCUUUAUCGCGCUCCAGCGAUGAUCGUGACACCAAGUUGACGAAUAUGCUUAUUGAAAGGUUGAGCUAUUUCUUCAACGGUCAUACACUGCAAGUGAAUUUUCCCAAAUUGACAGCUGAAGAAAUAGGACGGGGUCUUGAAGAAGGACGUGGCAAAAUGAAGAAAAUGAUGAGCAUGAUGAUGAUGGGCGUGGCCAUGAAAAUGAUCGGCAUGCUGCCGGUUGCAAUGGGUAUGCUUUACAUGAUGGCUGGCAAGGCGCUGAUUGUCUCCAAGAUUGCCCUCUUGUUGGCGGGCAUGAUGGGUCUGAAGAAGUUGAUGAACGGCCGGGGCGGCGGAUCGGGUGGCAGUGCGGGAUGGUCAUCCGGCGGCGGCGGUGGUGGCGGCUGGUCUUCGGGUGGCGGUGGUGGUUACGAUCGACGCUCUCUAAAUGAAGCGCAUGAACUGGCUUAUCGAGGUUAUAGUAAUCGGCAACCAACUGGUGUCUACUCCAAGCAGAAGCAAGCACAACAACCAAAUUUCCAACAACAACCACAACAGCAAGAGCAACACCAGCAUCAACAGAAGCAACAACAACAACCGUUAUCGCUGCAACAGCAGCAGCAACAAGUGCAAAAGUCAUAAACAGUAGCCAGCAGCGAAGUAAUUGUAAUGGGGUAGAGGUGAGCUUAGCGACACCAAUAAGACAACAACAACCAAUAACUGUACAAUCGACGUGCAAUAUUUUAAUGCUAGCAGAUACGUGCAUGCACACACACACACAAUAACACGAAAAUUAAUGCACUCAAUCAGCAUGCAUUAUCUCAUAGAUGAUGUGCAGCUUCUAAACGCAAAUCAACAGGCGUCAUCAUAAGAAUCGCUAAAUUGGCAACAAAAAUUGCUACAUAUUUGUUGUGCAGCAUUUGUAAUUAGAGUUUCUGCUAUUCUCUCUCACACAUGGGACACACACGUCUUCAAAUUUUCUUCUCUUUCGAUAUUCCUACUUUCAAGUACUCUUCUAUCCCCCCCAUUAGCCUCUUCGAUAAGCUAUUGGCGCCUUUACACGUUUCACGCUAGCUCCAUAAAUUCGCCAACAUGCAUGGCCAAGUCUGCAAUUUUUUUCUGUUAAAUAUUUUCUAUACUAAUUCUUGUUGCUUCUUUCUAUAAUUCAAAUUACAGUUAUUAGUCUGAAUACAUUGCCGCGAACAGCAAUCAAAAUCGCGCUUUUUUUUCAUGCUAGAAAUUUUCUUCUUCCUUUUCUUCUUCGUCUAAUUCUAUUAGAUGUGAACUAUGGUGAACUCGUUAUUGUACCAUUCCAUCUUCUUCAGCGUUUCUUACAACUCAAGAACACUAACUCUAUGUUACAGUUAUUUUUCAAUUACCGGUAGUGUUUCAAUUUCCUAUUAUUCAAGGCGUACUUCCGCAUGUACAGACACAUAGAAGUAAACACAUGUGCGUAUAUAUGUAUGACAGUGCGUGUUCCCUCUAACACCUUCAUUCCCUAGCUCUUUGACAGGCCAUCAAUUUCAUAAAAUUGUAUAAACAGUAUGGGACACAAAUCGAAUCCUUUAAUGAAAAUUCAGUGCAAAUCAAACUAAAUUAAUUUUAUUAAUUAUUUAUUUAAUUAUUUAUUUUCUCAAUAUAUAUCUUUAUCUAACUUAUUUAUUAAACAAUACUUUUUAGUUAUUAGCCCUAAAUAUUUAUUUAAGUUUUUCUAGUGCUAUGCAUUUAGAAAAUAAAAUUACAAAAACAUAGAAAACAUAGAAAACAAAAGAAGACAAUUAAAUGAAUAAUAUUUUUAUAUUUAAUAUCGUAUGUAAAAACAAAUUGUUUACUGCAUUUCUUAUACAUAGUUAUAUUAAAUAAAUUGCAAUUUUAAAUAAAA
Zeugodacus cucurbitae (melon fly) is the source of this 2674-nucleotide messenger RNA. RefSeq lists its product as uncharacterized. The record is from RefSeq and is a predicted model, not a curated record. The coding region runs from base 337 to 1434 and encodes 365 amino acids. Lineage: Eukaryota; Metazoa; Arthropoda; Insecta; Diptera; Tephritidae. The transcript is spliced from 2 exons.